Messenger RNA from Poecilia latipinna (sailfin molly), 2906 nucleotides. RefSeq names its product kinesin-like protein KIF21A. The transcript has 20 exons. Gene Ontology annotation, cellular component: microtubule associated complex. The annotation marks the transcript as partial. The record is from RefSeq and is a predicted model, not a curated record. Gene Ontology annotation, molecular function: microtubule binding; ATP binding; microtubule motor activity. NCBI's taxonomy places the organism in Eukaryota, Metazoa, Chordata, Actinopteri, Cyprinodontiformes, Poeciliidae. Gene Ontology annotation, biological process: mitotic spindle organization; microtubule-based movement; spindle elongation.
CUGAUAUCACAUUAGCUCAUGCUGAACAUGUCUUCUUUCCCAUCCAGACAGGAUCGGGGAAGACGUACACGAUGGGGACCGGCUUUGACGUCAACAUAAUGGAGGAGGAGCUGGGGAUCAUUCCUCGUGCCGUCCAUCAUCUCUUCAAGGGCAUUGAGGAGCGCCGGCAGGUGGCCCAGGAGCAGGGACGUCCGGUACCAGAGUUCAAGAUCAACGCACAAUUCCUCGAGCUUUACAAUGAGGAGGUCCUGGACCUGUUUGACUCCACACGAGAUAUGAAGCAGAAAUCUCACAUUAAGAUCCACGAAGACGCCAACGGAGGCAUCUAUACGGUUGGAGUGACCACACGGACUGUUUCCUCGGAGACUGAGAUGAUGCAGUGCCUGAAGCUGGGCGCUCUGUCUCGUACGACAGCCAGCACUCAGAUGAAUGUCCAGAGCUCCCGAUCCCACGCCAUCUUCACCAUCCACCUGUGCCAAGUUCGCGUCUGUGCCUCUGACAAUCAAGAAGGUGAGAAUGAUAAUAAGGUGUCUAAUGGAAACGGGGAGAUGGAUGAAUAUGAGACGCUGACUGCCAAGUUUCACUUUGUGGACCUGGCUGGUUCUGAGAGACUGAAGAGAACCGGAGCGACGGGCGACCGGGCCAAAGAGGGCAUCUCCAUCAACUGUGGACUGCUGGCGCUGGGGAACGUAAUCAGUGCUCUAGGAGACCGAAGCAAGCGGGCUUCUCAUGUGCCUUACAGAGACUCCAAACUGACCCGACUGCUGCAGGACUCACUGGGAGGAAACAGCCAAACGGUUAUGAUAGCAUGCAUUAGUCCGUCCGAUCGUGACUUCAUGGAAACCCUGAACACGUUAAAGUACGCCAACCGAGCCCGCAACAUCAAGAACAAGGUGAUGGUGAACCAGGACAAGGCCAGCCAGCAGAUCAGCGCGCUGAGGACCGAGAUCGCCCGACUGCAGAUGGAGCUGAUGGAGUAUAAGACGGGUAAACGCAUGGUGGGCGAGGACGGCGUGGAGAGCUUCAGCGACAUGUUCCAUGAGAACUCCAUGCUGCAGACUGAGAACAGCAACCUGAGGGUGAGGGUGAAAGCCAUGCAGGAGACCAUUGACGCCCAGAGGGCUCGCCUCACCCAGCUGCUCAGCGAUCAGGCCAACCAGGCUCUGGCCAGGGCAGGUGAAGGAGGAACGGAGGAAAUCGGAAACAUGAUACAGAGUUACAUCAAAGAAAUUGAAGAUCUUCGGGCUAAGCUGCUGGAGAGUGAAGCGGUGAAUGAGAACCUGAGGAAGAAUCUGUCGCGCGCCUCCACCCGUCAGUCGUUCUACGGGGGGCCCGGCUCCUUCUCCAACGCCCUGAUGGCCCCCGAGAAAGAGACCGCCGACAUCAUUGAGCUUGCUAAGAAAGACCUGGAGAAACUGAAGAAGCGAGAGAAAAAGAAAAAGAAAAGACUCCAGCAGCUGUUGGAGGAGAGAGAGAGGGAGGAAAGGGAGGAGGUGUUGGAGGAGGUGGAUGCCAGCGUAAACAAAGAAGAAGUUCCUGACAACGAACAGGAGAAACCAAAUGAGAAGGAAAUGAACGAAGAGACUGAAAUGGAUGUACAAGACACCAGUGAUCAUGAAGAUGGAGAGGAUGAGGAGGAGGAGGAGGAAGAGGAGAUGGAUGUGGAGGAGAGCUCUGACGAUUCUGACUCUGAGUCGGAUGAAAAAGAGAACUACCAGGCCGAUCUGGCCAACAUCACAUGUGAGAUCGCCAUCAAGCAGAAGCUGAUCGACGAGCUGGAGAACAGCCAGCGGCGUCUGCACACGCUCAAGCAGCAGUACGAGCAGAAGCUGAUGAUGCUGCAGUGCAAGAUCAGGGACACCCAGCUGGAGCGCGACCGCGUCCUUCAGAACAUGAACUCUGUGGAAAGUGGCACAGAGGACAAGGCUCGUAAAAUCAAGGCUGAAUAUGAGAAGAAGCUGAGCGUCAUGAACAAGGAGCUUCAGAAGCUCCAGUCGGCUCAGAAGGAACACGCCCGCCUGCUGAAGAACCAAUCACAGUACGAGAAGCAGCUGAAGAAGCUCCAGAUGGAUGUGACUGAAAUGAAGAAGACAAAGGUUCGUCUUAUGAAGCAAAUGAAGGAGCAGCAGGAGAAAAAUCGACUGAAUGAGUCGCGCAGGAACAGAGAAAUUGCCUCUUUGAAAAAGGACCAGCGAAAGCAAGAGCAUCAACUAAAGCUGCUGGAGGCUCAGAAAAGGCAGCAGGAGCUGAUUCUGAGGAGGAAGACUGAGGAGGUGACUGCUCUGAGAAGGCAGGUGAGGCCCACCUCAGGUAAAGUGGUCCGGAAAGUCAACCUUCCGGAGGUUCAGGACUCCAGCCACCGCCCGCCCUCCGGACGCCUUUACUCCUCCAGCAGCACGGCUGCCAACGGCACAUGGUCCUCCUACAGGCGCACAGCUGGUGUUUAUUCCACCAGAGUCGCUCGUAACAAAUGGCAGACCCUGGAGCGGCGCAUCUCAGACGUCAUAAUGCAGAGGAUGACCAUCUCUAACAUGGAGGCCGACAUGAACCGUCUCCUCAAGCAACGAGAGGAGCUGACGAAGCGAAAGGAGAAGGUGAUCAGGAAGCGGGACCGGCUGUUGAGAGAGGGUCUGGAGGCAGAGAAGACCGUGCUCCCUCUCAACGAGGAAGUGGAUGCUCUGACCGCCAACAUUGAUUACAUUAAUGACAGCAUCGCCGACUGUCAGGCCAACAUCAUGCAGAUGGAGGAAACCAAGGAGGAGGGUGACACAGUGGACGUCUCUGCUGUGAUUGGUUCUUGCACUCUGGUUGAAGCUCGUUUCCUAUUGGAUCAUUUCAUGUCCAUGGCAAUUAACAAGGUACCGCCCCUCACCUUAACAGGAGACACCAAACCUGCUUUGUUAGCU